Molecule: messenger RNA, 642 nt
Organism: Histoplasma mississippiense
Lineage: Eukaryota; Fungi; Ascomycota; Eurotiomycetes; Onygenales; Ajellomycetaceae
Exons: 5
Coding region: 1-642 (213 amino acids)
Biological process (GO): proteolysis
Molecular function (GO): serine-type carboxypeptidase activity
Source: RefSeq, a predicted model, not a curated record
AUGGACGGUGGUUCACAAUUCCUUGGCAAAAAUUUGAACGACGAAGCCGUUGAAAAUGUAUCUUUUGUCAGUCCAACUGUAUCCUGGAGUUGGGAGUUGGGGUUUGCUGGUCAGCCGAAAUUCGCGAGAUCAGGACGAGGGUUCCCUCUCAAAGCUGUUCAUCUGCAUCACCGCCUUUUACUUUGCAAGGAUGGGCCCGAAACUCACUCCGUUGUCAAGUGCCGAACGGCAAACUCCGAAGCAGCACACACGAUAUUUUCGGGAGCUCCAGUCGCUCAAUAUGAGAUGAAUUUCACGAAAAGUGACCCAAACGAUUGGGUGUGGCGAUCCCCGCCGAAACUGGCUAUAGGAUUGCUGGAGAAUGUGAUGUGGGCAGCCACCACUAACGAGAAAUUUGAAGCAGCUGCCCGUGGGUACCUCUACGUCUUUCCUUUGCAGCCGACGACUAUCUGUGAAGUCACCCCAGGUAUCAGAGCAUACGCUGGAUAUGUUCAUCUACCCGCUGGGACGCUCGAAGACGUAGGAGUUUACCAGAACUAUUCAAUCAAUACUUUCUUCUGGUUUUUCGAGGCCCGUGAAGAUCCUAUAAACGCUCCAAUAGCCAUAUUUCUCAAUGGUGGCCCUGGAUCAUCUAGCAUGUAA